Messenger RNA from Parastagonospora nodorum SN15, 570 nucleotides. RefSeq lists its product as hypothetical. The transcript is spliced from 2 exons. Bases 1 to 570 code for a protein of 189 amino acids. The record is from RefSeq and is a predicted model, not a curated record. NCBI's taxonomy places the organism in Eukaryota, Fungi, Ascomycota, Dothideomycetes, Pleosporales, Phaeosphaeriaceae.
AUGCGCGCUGCGGAGCUCCCGACUACAGUUCAACUAGACAUCGUCUUUCCGAAAAACAACACCGUAUACAAGCCUGUAUACCCCUUUCCUGUCGUUUUUGGCCUUCACAAUGGCUCUGCGGCUUGGUCUUAUGUCAUCAAGUGGAAUUGGGAAAUCGUUGCUCUGGAUGGCGAACCUUCAGCCAACAACAUCAUCGCAUCAGGAGGUUAUUUUCCUGGAGUACCAGGCAUCGAGAAGCCAGCUCCGCCACCCAAAAAAUGUCUCAUCAUCGAUCCGGUCGACGAGAUCGUGAAUGCUACAGCGCAGAAAUUGUUCAUGCGCUAUAGUUUUGCGAUCACUGAUGCCUGCAAUGAGACUACCGGCGAUAUUCCCAUUGAUCGCAAACCGAACGUCUCUCUCAACCAACUGGUCUUCUUUAGCCUAGACCCCGAGAAUGGGCUUAUGCCCAAUAUCACGGCUACUGGUCCAUGCGCAACUCCUGUCGGUGCCAUUGGAAUACAAAAGGAGAUACCUGGGUUUAGCGGACCGUGUCCCAUUCUCGCAGAUGACAUGCGCAUUAUCGAUCGAUAA